Messenger RNA from Ceratosolen solmsi marchali, 2219 nucleotides. RefSeq names its product synaptic vesicle 2-related protein. Lineage: Eukaryota; Metazoa; Arthropoda; Insecta; Hymenoptera; Agaonidae. Gene Ontology annotation, molecular function: transmembrane transporter activity. The record is from RefSeq and is a predicted model, not a curated record. Gene Ontology annotation, cellular component: membrane. Gene Ontology annotation, biological process: transmembrane transport. Bases 134 to 1669 code for a protein of 511 amino acids. The transcript is spliced from 8 exons.
AUAAUUGUCAAAAUUUGAAGUUACUGCGCUGUAAGCUAGAAAAAUACAGUAUUUGGAAUUUAAGACAUGACGUAUAUAAUUUAUUUAAAAGCUUAAUAUAGAGGAAAGUUUGUAGAGGAAGUUUGUAGGCAAGAUGGCCAGUUUUAGAGGAGGACAAAAGUCCUCUGAACCUUAUCAAGAAUUAGACGAAGUUCGCGGUGCAGAACUCAAUCAUGAGAUUAACACUACCGUACGAAAUAAUAUGCCGAGUGAUCUUGUCCUAGACAGAUCUUUAGAACUUACUUCUGUUGCCGUUAUUCCAGAUGAUACUUUUACAGUGAGUCAAGCAAUUAAUAUACUGGGUUUUGGACGGUUUCAAGUUAAGCUUUCAUUAUUUACGGGACUCUGUUGGAUGGCAGAUAGUAUGGAAAUGACAAUACUCAGUAUUCUUAGUCCCACUUUGCACUGCGAUUGGGGCAUUUCUAGGUAUCAACAAGCACUUACGACAACCGUUGUUUUUCUGGGUAUGAUGCUUAGUUCGACAUUUUGGAGUAAUUUAAGUGAACGUUAUGGAAGAAAACAAGCGCUAACCUUAUGUGGAGUACUUUUGUUUUAUUAUGGUUUUUUAAGCUCUUUUGCUCCAAAUUUUUUAUGGAUACUAUUGCUUCGUGGUCUCGUAGGAUUUGCCAUUGGUUGCGUACCUCAAUCCGUAACUUUGUACGCUGAGUUUUUACCUGCAGAACAGCGAGCUAAAUGUGUAAUUCUUUUAGAUUGCUUUUGGGCUCUCGGCGCUUGCUUUGAAGUCGCUUUGGCAUUAGUGGUAAUGCCAAAUCUUGGAUGGCGAUGGUUACUGGCCUUGUCCACUAUACCUUUGUUCUUAUUCUCCAUAAUUACGCCGUGGCUACCAGAAUCGGCUUCGUUUAAUAUGAUGAAUGGACACACGGACAAAGCUCUAGCAACAUUAGAAAGAAUAGCUAGAGAGAAUGGGAAACCCAUGCCUUUAGGACGCUUGGUUAUGGAUCGUAUAUACCCAACUUGCAGAGGUAGACUCAUAGAUUUGCUAAAUAAGGACAUGUACAAGACAUCUGUAUUACUCUGGCUCGUAUGGAUGGCGAGUGCUUUCUGCUACUACGGCGUAGUGCUCAUGACCACCGAGCUGUUCGAUACGUCGGCGGACCAGUGUGGCGAGCAGGCCGAGGAACGUAUCCAGGAGCGCCAAUGCCUAAUCAAUUGUCAGCUAAGUCGAGGGGAUUACAUGGACCUGCUCUGGACGACGCUGGCCGAGUUCCCGGGUAUCUUCUCAACGAUCUACGUAAUCGAGAAGGUCGGCCGUAAGCGUACCAUGGCCUUCCAGCUGGUAAUGUUCGCUUGCAUCGUCUGCUUCCUGGGCCGGGCCUGUCGGCUCAGUCGACACGUACUCACCCUGGGUCUCUUCCUCGCUCGGGGUCUCAUCGCCGGCGUCUUCCAAGCCGCCUACGUCUACACUCCCGAGCUCUAUCCGACAUAUCUCAGAAGUACGGGUGUCAGUGCCUGCAGUGCCAUGGCCAGGCUUGGCGCCAUGGUCACACCCUACAUCGCCCAGAUCCUUCUAAGAUGGUCAGUGCCCACGGCCAUGGGCACGUACGCUCUCACGGCGCUCUGCGCGGCUUUUGCGAUUAUCGCGCUGCCCGCGGAAAUAAGAAAGCCCUGAGGCCAAGAUUUCUUUCCACUGGGAAACAGCAAAGUCGAGGAAGUGUCUGAAAGUACGUCCGUGGAAGGUAGAGGUGCUGCCGAGUACUCGUGGUGCUGCCGAGCGAAGCGAGCAGACGUUCGUGACUGCGAAUUUGUUCGCGGAUAGAUGAAAAUUCGAAGUCCACGUUGAGUAAUAUCGGGUAAAGAGAGGACGAAUUUGCCUUUGCGUCGAAGCCCGUAACGCAUUUGAUUUUAUCGAGUAUUAAUAUCACGUGACUACAUGUAUCUUAUUCCCAACAUUAUAUUCUCUAAGCGAUGUAUUUAUUUAUCGAAGAGGCUAGUAUUAUGUUAAAUUAUAUAUAAAAACAUCGCGGCUUGAGUUUUAGGUAGUAAUUUACGUUUGGAAAAUCAUUUGGGAAGAGAUCGAUCGUAUACGUAAUACCUAAGCAAUAAAUAAUCAAUAGUUUUGGGAGAAUUGACAUUGGUGCUUCACUGAACUAUUCACGUAUUCGCACCCAAUUUUUAUUUAAUAAACUAAUAUCCGUAUUUAUUGGUACGUAUAAAUUGCG